This is a messenger RNA of Salmo salar (Atlantic salmon), 1802 nucleotides long. RefSeq names its product homeobox protein Dlx4b. The record is from RefSeq and is a predicted model, not a curated record. Gene Ontology annotation, molecular function: DNA-binding transcription factor activity, RNA polymerase II-specific; RNA polymerase II cis-regulatory region sequence-specific DNA binding. Lineage: Eukaryota; Metazoa; Chordata; Actinopteri; Salmoniformes; Salmonidae. Gene Ontology annotation, biological process: regulation of transcription by RNA polymerase II; cell differentiation; embryo development.
AGACCAAUCAGAGCGCACGCUGAUGGAAGGCAGUGGGGUUUGAGGCACACCGAGUCUACAUGAGUGUCUGGAGGAUAUUGUGAGGUUUACGAAUGAUGUAAAGAAGGAUUGACUUUUAUGUAGUUCUUUUUUUUUUCGUUUCACAGAUCCCUGGAUGUACAUUUUCUUCCUUUCUUCGUUUGGAAUACCUUUUUUAUACAGGAAAUGUUAUUGACUUGAUGGUGGAUCCAGUUCAACUUUUCCUCACUCACCGACAUUGCUCAAUGCAUCCCUUUUUAGACCGACGGUUUUAUGGACUUCUGUAUUAGCUAAUGAUGUCUAUGGGUUUCAUGGCUGAUAGUUUGAAUUCUUCAGACCCCUCCAAAUCGACCUUUUUCGAGUUUGGGCACGGGCACCCUGAGCACCAGCAGCAUUCCCAAGGACACUCUCACAUCUACCCCGUUAAUGGCUUACAAUCUGCCGGACACUCUCAACACGGUAGUCCCUUCUCCCCCAGCGCGUCCUCCUAUGGCCGCUCCCUGGGCUACGCCUACCCCAGAGCGGUGAACACUCAUUACCCGAGUGCCUACAUGCCCUACCAGCACAACAAUCACAGUUUGGCGCACUCCAGAUUAGAUGAGACGGACCAUGAGAAGUCUACAGUGAUUGAGAACGGGGAAAUUCGUUUGAAUGGUAAAGGAAAGAAAAUACGCAAACCACGGACCAUCUACUCCAGUCUUCAGCUCCAGGCGCUCCAACAUAGGUUUCAGCAGACCCAGUACCUGGCUUUACCCGAGCGCGCCGAUUUGGCGGCUAAAUUAGGGCUGACCCAAACACAGAUUAAAAUAUGGUUUCAAAACAAGCGCUCGAAAUAUAAGAAGAUAAUGAAGCAUGGCAGCGGGCCAGAGGGGGAACAUCUCCACAGUACGUCAUCUAUUUCUCCGUGUUCACCCGGGAUUCCUCAACUUUGGGAGGUGUCAAUGGCAAACAAAGGGACCCCUAUGCACCCCAACAAUUACAUGAACAAUUUUGGUCACUGGUACCCAAACCAUCUCCAGAAUCCUAUGCCCAGACCUCAAAUGAUGUGAGCAGACCAUCUCAACACACUGCACGGUGCUGUAAAACUCACCUGGCCAUUUCUAACUUUUCAAGUGCCUUAAGGCUAUAUCUGCCUACCCCACACCCGAACACGUCUCAUCUAGCCUAUCAAGUUUGAUUUAUGUGUUAAAUGUCAAUUGUCUUUUUGUUGUUGUCUUUCAAUGCAAUGUAGCCUAUGUUUUUUGAUGACAAUUUCUAUGUAUGGUUAGCCUAUUUCUUGUGUCCACUUUACGCACUGUUCUUAAUUUUUGGAACGUCUUUGGUGAGAAUUGUGCUGUCAGGUGGCAACAUGCUUAUGGUUUGAUUCCAGCAAGGUACAUGCACCUGAAUAUGUGUGUCAAUUGGUUAUGACCGUAUUAUUAAUGUGAUUAACAGUAGUGUCCCAGGCAGUCCACGUUUGGAAAGCCUCGUCACAGCAAAUAUGAAUUUAUUGUGCAAAUACAUGUCAGAAUUGUUUGAUAUACACUGAUGGAUCUCGGCGUCUAUUAUUGUGAAGGUGUCAUUAGUUAUUGAUCAUUUUAAAGUGCUUUGUUUGAUAUACCAUGCCUUCAGAAAGUAUUCACAUCCCUUUACUUUUUCAAUAUUUUGUUGUGUUACAGCCUGAAUUUACAAUGGAUUAAAUUGGGAUUGUGUGUCACUGGCCUACACGCAAUAUCUCAUAGUGUCAAAGUGGAAUUUUGUUUGUAGAAAAAUGUUGAAGGUGAAUUAAACAUUUAAAGCUGAAA